AUGAAGAAGACAUCCCAGAUCUGCCAAUCCAAACUGCCAGACAACACUGCCUUGAAGCAGCAGCAAUUGCCCGCCUACCGGUUACAGCUCUCGGCCACUGGAGUCCUCUCUGGCUUUUUUGCCACAGGAGCAUUCUGCCUUGGUGUGGGCAUCAUCCUUAUAUUGUCUGCAAAGAGUAUCAAGGAAAUAGAGAUUAAAUACACAAAAAUAUGUGCAAAUUGUGCAGAACUGCGAGAAGAUGCUAUUAAUUUUGACAAAGAAUGCACCUGCUCUAUUCCCUUUUACCUUUCAGAGACAAUGCAGGGCAAUGUUUAUUUGUACUACAAGUUAUAUGGCUUCUAUCAGAAUCUUUAUCGAUAUAUUCUAUCCAGAAGUAAUAGCCAACUGGUGGGUACAGAUUUAAAGGAUGUUGGAAACUGUGCUCCAUUUAGCAAGUCCCACAAUGGGACCCCCAUCGCUCCUUGUGGUGCUAUUGCCAACAGCAUAUUCAAUGAUACCAUCAUUCUUUCCUACAACCUUAAUUCAUCUAUACAUAUGGAAGUCCCAAUGCUAAGGAGCGGAAUUACAUGGUGGACAGAUAAGUAUGUCAAGUUUCGGAAUCCAAGUGCCAUUAAUCUUUCUAGUGCAUUUACAGGAACCGCAAAGCCCCCAUACUGGUCUAAACCUGUCUAUGAACUGGAUUUAGAGGAUACAGAAAACAAUGGCUUCCUCAAUGAUGACUUCAUUGUGUGGAUGCGGACAGCUGCCUUUCCCACUUUCAAAAAACUAUACCGUCGACUCAAUCGAGUACAGUAUUUUAUUGAAGGCUUGCCUGCUGGUAACUACAGUUUCAACAUUACCUACAAUUUUCCAGUAACCAGGUUCAAAGGAGAAAAAUCAGUUGUUCUUUCCACCCUGACAUGGAGUGGAGGCAGUAGCCUUUUCUUAGGUCUCGCCUACACAGUGACAGGAGCUGUGACCUGGUUGGCUGCCUUUUCCAUGAUGGCAAUCCACUUGAUGCUGAAAGAAAAGAGAACGCUCUUCAUCGAGCGAUAA
Messenger RNA from Puma concolor (puma), 1035 nucleotides. NCBI's taxonomy places the organism in Eukaryota, Metazoa, Chordata, Mammalia, Carnivora, Felidae. The record is from RefSeq and is a predicted model, not a curated record.